AUAUACCUAUUUUUGGGAAUGAAAUGUAGUUACCGACGUUACCGUAACCAGCCGCAACGUUGCUACUCGGGUCUAACAGCUAUUUUGUGUUUCUGACAGUUUCUGUGUGACUUAUUGAGUUAUUCAUUUAUAAAAACUAUUUUUGUGAAUUUUUGUGAAAAAUAUAAAGAAUUAUGGUACAUAUAUGUGUAGUGUGCAAUAAAGUAGGUCAUGUAAAUCGAAAUUUAUCCUUUCAUCGGUUUCCUCAAGAUCCUGAGAAAAAAAAAGUUUGGUUUUCUCUAGUAGGGAUUCUUGAAAAUCAGCCACUUCGUAAAAACCCAGAGUUGUGUUCAGAACAUUUUUUUCCUGAAGAUGUUUUGGUACGUGCAAAUGGUGCUAAAUACAUCAGGAAAGAUGCAAACCCCAGACGGUGUGAGGGCUUUCUAUUUUUGGAUGACUUAUCCAAUAGUUCUGAUUCAACUGUUUUUGGAACACCACCUGCUGCAAGAAAAAACAUUGCAGUAAGCGAGUCAUCUCUAUCCACAGAUGAAAAUGGAUAUGAAUUCUCCCAGGAUAAUUUUAAUGAAAGCCAUCAAUUUGAAAAUGAGCUACAAAUUAAAGAAGAAAUUCUCGAAGACGACCAGAAUGCGUAUCUGAAUGAACAAGAAUUUAAAGAACAACUAGAACAAGUUGCACCGAAGCAAAGCAAACAAAUUAAACCUCAAAAUGAACAGACUACGGAAAUGAUGGAUGUAUUGAACAGCAUUAACGAGCAAAAAAAAUCGAAUAAUUAUGUUGAUGAAUCUACCACAGGAAUGGUGAAUAUAAUGAAAAAGUUUUUUAACGAACAAAGGAAUUUCAACAAGGAUAAGGACGAAUUUGAUAUUUUUGGGGAAUUAAUUUCCAGGAAAAUAAGGAAUUUAAAUACUCACUAUGCCAGAGCUACAGUUCAGAACAUGUUAAAUAAUAUUUUGUAUGAGGCAGAACUUGGAAAAUAUGACGCUCCGUUGACAACCAAUCAAAAUGAUAUUAACAGACGUACGGCGACCAGAGAGUGUGUCAAUUGUCCCAGUACGUCAACUUAUUCAAACGUUGACACGACAUAUUCGAAUACCAAAUCCGAUAGUAUUCAGCAUACUGACGACUGCGUGGAAAACAAUUUGAAUUAGACAAGAUUAUGUUUUAAUGUUUUAUGUUUUAU
Messenger RNA from Psylliodes chrysocephalus, 1180 nucleotides. The record is from the annotation of a GenBank genome assembly. NCBI's taxonomy places the organism in Eukaryota, Metazoa, Arthropoda, Insecta, Coleoptera, Chrysomelidae.